Trichogramma pretiosum is the source of this 732-nucleotide messenger RNA. Its product is annotated as serine protease SP24D-like. Gene Ontology annotation, molecular function: serine-type endopeptidase activity. The transcript is spliced from 3 exons. NCBI's taxonomy places the organism in Eukaryota, Metazoa, Arthropoda, Insecta, Hymenoptera, Trichogrammatidae. The record is from RefSeq and is a predicted model, not a curated record. The coding region runs from base 1 to 639 and encodes 212 amino acids. Gene Ontology annotation, biological process: proteolysis.
AUGAAGGCUUACGCCCACCUGUUGGCUAUAUUUUUCCUGCUAUGGGGCAGCGGCGGCGGCGAGGCUCGGGCCAUCCAGGACCCGAAUCGCAUCAUCAACGGCCGGGGCAUGGCCAACUACGGCGAGUUCCCGUACUACGCGAUGCUGCUCAGCCGCCAGGGCUGGGGCUUCGGGUCGUUCUGCGGCGGCAGCCUCAUCACCGUGCGACACGUGCUGACCGCGGCCCACUGCGUCUAUCAAAACUCGCCGGACAACUUCCUCGUCGAGCUCGGCUCGGUACAGGUGGGCCAGGGCAUCAGGCACUACGUGUCGCGAGUCGCCUGGCAUCGCAACUACUUCUUCGACUACAUCGCGCACGACGACAUCGGCAUGGUCCACUUGAAGACCGACGUGACCUUCAGCAGCGUCAUACAACCGAUCGCUCUGCCUCCGGCCGGUGCCAACUUCGCCGCUGGAAGCCGAGUCAUCGUGACCGGUUACGGAGCUACGUAUCCCGGUGGACCGGCCGUCAACGAGGUCAACGUCCUCUACACCGAAACGAUGGCCAGAGAUAACUGCCGCAACCAUUACGACAACUACAACGUCAGGGGAUUCUGCACCUACACCCCACAGGAGAGCGCCUGCGGAGUGAGUAUAUAAAUCGAAACUUGCAUCGCGUCCUCGAUAUCGAUCUAAUAUAUUGCUAAUUAUCCAUUGAUUCGCAGGGCGACAGCGGCGGUCCAUUGACGGAUA